Danio aesculapii is the source of this 5008-nucleotide messenger RNA. RefSeq names its product E3 ubiquitin-protein ligase TRIM39-like. The transcript has 7 exons. Lineage: Eukaryota; Metazoa; Chordata; Actinopteri; Cypriniformes; Danionidae. Gene Ontology annotation, molecular function: protein binding; zinc ion binding. The coding region runs from base 213 to 1655 and encodes 480 amino acids. The record is from RefSeq and is a predicted model, not a curated record.
CACAAGAGACUGAUUUCCUUCUCUCGUCUGUCCAGCUUUCACUUUGUCUCCGUCUAAAACUGAAGCAGAACAACCAGAAACUUUUUUCAGGAAGGAUUUUGGAGAAAUUUCUUUUAGUAAACAGAACUUUGUCAUUUUUGCCGUGGUUAAUUUGAAAAAUCGUCAUCUAGAGAGUGAAGAUUUGAUCACUAAAACUCUUAACAGCAGUGAAAAUGGAUUCAGCAUCAGCAGAAGAUUUUACUUGUCCUGUGUGUAAAGGAAACUUCAAGGAUCCUUUUGUUUUAACAUGUAAACACAAAUACUGUACAGAGUGUCUUCGAUCAUCCUGGACAGAUGACGUAACAAAGAAGUGUGCUUUAUGCAAAAGAAGAUCCUCACAUGAGCUUCCUCCAGUUAUGUGCAUUUUACACAAUGUGAAACCCCAGCUCUUCUGUGUGGAGGACCAACAGUAUGUGUGUUUAACGUGUGUUAACUCUGAAGAACACACCAAUCACACAUUCAGAUCCAUCAGAGGAGCCAUUUCAUCAUAUAAGGACACAAAAGAGAGAAGUUCAUCAGAGUCAGAGAAGAUCUGUGGUUUACAUGAUGAGAAACUCCAGCUCUUCUGUCAGGAGGAUGAACAGCAAGUGUGUGUAGAGUGUGUUUAUGCUGAAACACACACCAAUCACUCAUUUAAAUCCAUCAGUGAAGCUGCUUCAACAUAUAAGGAGAAACUUAAAACAGAAAUAAAGUCAUUAGAAGAGGAUCGUAAACACAAAGAAAAUAUUAAAGGAAAGUUUGAGGAAUCAGCUAAACACAUCAAGGUUAAGGUUGACCACACAGAGAAACAGAUUGUACAUCAGUUUGAGACGCUUCGCCAGAAACUCGAAGAGGAAAAACAAGCAGCGAUCGCUGCACUGAGGGAUGAAGAGGAGAAGAUAAUGAAGAAGACAGUGGAGGAGAUCGACAGUCAGAUCUCAACUCUUACAGAUGCAAUCAAAGACACAGAGGAGAUGCUAAAAGCCAGUGAUGACUGCUUACUAAAGGAGGCAGAUGUCUUAAUGAAAAGAGUCCAGAUCUCACAGCUGGAUCCAGAACUGCCAUCUGCAGCUUCAGUAAAUGUGUCACGGUACUUGUGGAACCUGAUGUCCAACAUCAAGAAAAAGAUGGAGGAGACGAUAAAUAACAUUUUUCAGUACAUUCCUGUGUUUUUGGAUCCAAAAACAGCUCAUCCGGAUCUCUUAGUGUCUGAUGAUCUGACCAGUGUGAAGAGAGAGAAGAGUCCUGAUGAUACAGAGAAACCCUACCAUCCGUAUGUUCUGGGUUCAGAGGGUUAUACCUCAGGAAAACACAGCUGGGAUGUGGAGGUGAAAGACAGUAAAUUCUGGACUAUUGGAGUAACGACAGAAUCAAACCACAAGAAGGGAGGUGAUAUCUUUAAGUCUGACAACUGGAGUGUUCACUAUGAUAAUUAUAGUAUGACCACAUGGGCUGGAAUUGCUGUUGGUCAACUUGAGCGUUUGAGAGUUGAACUGGACUAUGAUAUUGGAGCUGUGUCUUUCUCUGACCCUGUAAAAAACACACCUCUACACACAUUCACAACCACCUUCACUGACACUGUCUUUCCUUUCUUUCAUACUCUCGACUCUCUGAAGAUCUUCGGAUUCAGUGGGUAAAUGUAGGUCUGGAUGUUUUAAGUUUUCAUGUUUCUAUUAUUUAAUGCACAAGACAUGAGUUAGGCUGACACUGACAUUCACAUACUGCUGUUAAACAACAGAUCCGUUUUUUUAUUUGUUGAUUUAGUAUGUCUAGUUAUUUUAUUUUUGACCUGAUUGAAACCAAAGCCAAACUGAAGUGAUCAUAUAUAGACAUUUCAUAUGCUUAUAAUGGGGACUUUUAAUCGUCAGUAAUCCAUCUCAAGCGAUUUGGUGAACAGUUCUGCAUUUAAGAUCUAAAAAAAAACAAAGACCCUCACUGCCUGAUUGAUGUCAUGCCAAACAAGAAGCACUACAUCAUGUUUAUAUUUACAUUUAGUCAUUUAGCAGACGCUUUUAUCCAAAGCGACUUACAAAUGAGGACAAGGAAGCAAUUUACACAACUAUAAGAGCAGCAGUGAACAAGUGCUAUAGACAAGUUUCAGGUGUGUUAAGUCUAAGAAGCAAAGCAUUAGUAAUGUGUUUUUUAUUUUGAGAGAGAGAGAGAGAGAGAGAGAGUACAGUUAGUGGUAUAGCCAGAGAGGCAGUUACAGAUUAGGAAGGAAAGUGGAGACUAAACAGUUGAGUUUUUAGUCGUUUCUUGAAGACAGCAUGUGACUCUGCUGUUCUGAUGUAGUUAGGGAGUUCAUUCCACCAACUGGGCAGAUUGAAUGUGAGAGUUCGGAAAGUGAUUUCUUCCCUCUUUGGGAUGGAACCACGAGGCGACGUUCAUUCACAGAACGCAAGUUUCUGGAGGGCACAUAAAUCUGCAGAAGUGAGAGCAGAUAAGAAAGAGCAAAGCCAGAGGUCGCUUUGUAAGCAAACAUCAGAGCUUUGAAUUUGAUGCGAGCAGCAACUGGCAGCCAGUGCAAACGGGUGAGUAGCGGAGUGACAUGUGCUCUUUUGGGUUCAUCAAAGACCACUCGUGCUGCUGCGUUCUGAAGCAGCUGAAGAGGUUUGAUAGAGUUAGCUGGUAGCCCGGCUAGUAGAGAGUUGCAAUAGUCCAGUUUGGAGAGAACAAGAGCUUGAGCAAUGAGUUGUUCCAUUGUUCUGCACCAUGGAAAUUUAUUUUACCAUGAAUUUUAUCACAAAUCAAAAAAAAUUUGAUUGAUUUUUUUUAAUAAAUGAGUGAUUCUGAGUGUUUUGGCCAACAGAGAAGGCUUUACUGGCCACUUAUUGUGUUUGUUUCUUCAUUUUAAGAAGCAUUGCAAGUGCAAUCUUGUUUAUUCUGCUGUGUGUGAAUGUACAACGAAAUCACUCAAAUCAUUUAUAUUAUUGUUAAUGGCUCAAAGCCACUAUGAGUGUAGUGUAUCAGUCAGCAAAAUUAACCAAAAUCAUUCAUUCAUUCAUUUUCUUGUCGGCUUAGUCCCCUGGGGUCACCGCAGCAGAAUGAACCGACAACUUAUUCAGCAUAUGUUUUACGCAGCAGAUGCCCUUCCAGCUGCAACCCAGUACUGGGAAACAUCCAUACACACUCAUUCACACACAUACACUACAGACAAUUUAGCUUACCCAAUUCCCCUAUAGCGCAUGUGUUUGGACUGUGGGGGAAACCGGAGCACCCGGAGUAAACCCACGCCAACACGGGGAGAACAUGCAAAUUCCACACAAAAAUGCCAACUGACCCAGCCGGGGCUCGAACCAGCAAUCUUCUUGCUGUGAGGCGAUUGUGCUACCCAUUGCGCCACCCGACACCCUAAUCAAAAUCAUUUAACAUAUAUUGUUCACAUUUCAGCCUUUAUGUAUUUUGUUUAUAAUUCUUUUAUCAUAUUUCCUUGUUCAUGUCAUGUUUUAGUGUUCUCCACAGACACGAGAAGUGAUCCACGGUCUGUUUCCAUCAGUUCUCUUCGUAAAGGACUUUUAUUUCCUUCCUGUAGGCAAAUGGUGGACUUUAAUUUUGGCAAUUCACACAAGUAAUUGGAGACUUUUAUUCUGACACAUUUUUUUGGGGCACAUUAACAUCUACAAGCCUGCCUGAUUUUGGAGGGAAACUCAGUAUUGACGCCUCUGCUCUCAAAACAUUGUUUCUUGAAACUUCAAAUCUUAAAUGAAUCGUUUGUAGUAAAUCAUUCAUUCAUACAUUUUUUUUUUUUCGGCUUAGUCCCUCAACCGCCAACUUAUCCAGCACGUUUUACGCAGCGGAUGCCCUUCCAGUUGCAAUCCAGUAAUGGGGAAACAUCCAUACACACUCUCAUUUCCACACAUAAACUACAGACAAUUUAGUUUACCCAAUUCACCUAUACCACAUGUCUUUGGACUGUUGGGGAAACCGGAGCACCCGGAGGAUACCUACGCAAACACAAGGAGAACACGCAAACUCCACACAGAAAUGCCAUUGUGCUAACGACUGCGUCACUGUGCUGCCCCUGUGAUGAUUCAAUGGUUCACAAUUAUACACUGCCAAGGUCUUGUGAUUUCAGUAGUUUAAUCAUUUUACUGCAGGGCUGAUGAGCUUUGUGAACCACUGAAUCAAUGAAUCAUGUUGCGGGAUUAUUGAUCAAGCCUCAGAAGCAAAAACAUUUUACUCUUCUGGUCUCUUUUAAAUUCAAGUGUCAUUUACGUACUUUAUGUUGGUUCUUUGUAUAGCAUUCUGUUCUGUUGUUUUUAUAGUUUACAAAUAAAUUGAUUUGAUUAUGUUAUGUCUGCAGCUUCUGAUGAAAAUAAUUCCCAACAAAGUCACAGCUGAGCCGCUGAACAUAUAUAUGCAAUUUUAUUAUCAUUUUCUUAUAAAUGUUUUUACAUUUAUAGUGGACACAGUGGCCAAGAGAGAGCUUAAGUUUCAAAGGGACCCAAAAAUGUGAUGGACCCGGCUGGGAUUUGUUUAUGGUGUCAUGACUAUUGCUCAGCGAAGUUUAGGUGAUAAUUAAAAGGUGAGGGUUUUUGUUGUUGUUCAUUCAUUUUCUUUUCAGCUUAGUCCCUUUAUUAAUCUCGCCACAGCGGAAUGAACCACCAAUUUAUCCAGCAUAUGUUUCAUGUAGUGGAUGCCCUUUCAGUUGCAACCCAGUACUGGGAAACACCCCAACACAGUUAUACAUUUUGGCCAAUUUAGUUUAGCCAAUUCAGCUGUAGCGCAUGUCCCCAUUGUUGUUGAUGUUGUUGUUUAUUUUUACAUCCUGAUUACAUGAUUCCCUUGUCUUUUGUAUACCAUUAGCCUAAAUACCCAUAACCCUAAAUAGCCAGGUCCAUGCCAGUUUUGGGUCCCCUUGAAACAUUUCUUUUGUGUUAUUUUGCUAUUUGCAUGUGUUGUGAACAAUUGCAGUGUGUUUUCUUAAUUUGUUUGCAUUGUGCAGAUUUACAACACAUUUGUUAUCAAACUGAUAAAGUUUUUUUGUUUA